Fomitiporia mediterranea MF3/22 is the source of this 984-nucleotide messenger RNA. RefSeq lists its product as uncharacterized. The transcript has 4 exons. Lineage: Eukaryota; Fungi; Basidiomycota; Agaricomycetes; Hymenochaetales; Hymenochaetaceae. The coding region runs from base 1 to 984 and encodes 327 amino acids. The record is from RefSeq and is a predicted model, not a curated record.
AUGUCGGCCGCCGAACAUAUGACACCUGAAGCAAAAGCACGUCGAUUUGCUGCCAUUGAUGACGCUGUCGAGGACCUUUCUAAAGAUGAAGGUGAUCGCGGGAACUUCAAUCGCGAGGAAAGCACGACCGACGAUGAAUACACCACUCCAGAUGCCAAACGGACGCGUUUUUCCGUCAAGAAGGAAGGAGAAGAAGGAAAUCCUAGACCAGGAACAACUAGCACGCCUCCGCGCCGAUCAAGAUCUUCUGUGACUCUGCCAACGCCCGUACAGACUUCUGAACGUGAAGGCACAACAGCGUCACAAGGAGUAUUUAGUGGCGAACUUCCACCAUCUCCAACGUCCUUCACGAAAGGCGCACAACGUGCAAUGGAUAGAGCUCGUGCCCAGUCUUCCGCUUCCGGUUCAGGCUUGCAAGCUGGCAAGGGAAAGGCUCCUGCUACAACAAAUGACGAGGCGAAUGUGGAACCAAGGACUGAGGAAACGAAUGCCUCGAUCCCUGGUCCAUCCAGUAACGAGCCCAAUGGACAGCAAGAACAUGACGGACCUGAUGACGUGCAGAUGCAAGAGCAGGAGCAAGGUCGGGAAGAGAGUUUCCCUUCACAACUUGCAUCGACGAUUCAAAGGUCGGCUGCGGACAUGCAAACGGUCGCAUCGAACCUGCGCAACAGAAACUCAAGAGCUUCACCGGGCACACAUUCCGCGGCUGCGACCACGAUAUUCAACUCGAUGUCGACAAUCUCCGCGCAGCAGACGUCCUUGUAUAGCGCUGUGCACGACCUACUUGCCGAGUCCGAGCGCCUGCGCCGUAGGGUGAAUACUGCGGAGAGAAACUUGGCUUACAAGGACACGCAGAUUGCCAGGCUCCAGGAGGAGAAUGCAGAACUGAAAACAAGGAAUACCGAGUUGGAGGCAGUACGAGAACAGAUUCAUACAAUUGCCAAACUCACGCCUCCAAGGUCCGGGACCACCACUCAAGACUAA